CUGAGGUUUGAAAUUGACUACGUGAUCAUUGGACGACUCUGACAAUAGCAAAGAAGUGACUUCUCCUAUCAUCUUUGGGUCGUAGCCGUUUCGCCCCCACCGUUGUCAUUACCCCCCCCGCCUUCCCGGAGCACCAAGAAAAUAGCGUUAUCGUUGCGUGAGUUUCGACUUCAUUCAAAACAAAUCUACAACCAACGUUAGGGUGGAAAAUCGUGAGUAGCGGUUUUCUUCUUUUCUUCCUAGUGGACUCCAGUCGGAAAGAAAUAAGGCUCGGACCACACAAAAUAACUAAGCAAGAUGUCUGAAGUCGAGGAGACGCUGAACCGCAUCAAGACGCACAAGGGCGUGCAGGGGAUCGUGAUCGUGAACGCCGAGGGCGUGCCGAUCCGGUCCACCUUGGAUUUGAAGUUCACGCUGCAGUACUCGAGUCUGAUCUCGCAGUUGACUGCGAAAGCCCGUUCUGUGGUGCGCGAUUUGGAUCCGAUGAAUGACUUGACCUUUCUCCGCAUCCGCAGCAAGAAACACGAAAUCAUGGUGGCGCCCGACAAGGAGUAUCUGCUCAUCGUGAUUCAGGAUCCCAAUGCGGAUCAGGCGGUGUAGCGGCAACUCGGAAGGUUCAGGUCGUCGUGAAAGACGGUGGCGAAGUGAAAGCUUGAUUUUCACACGAGCAAUCGGACAAUGGAGGAAGGAGUUCAGAAACAGAAUAUGUGAUGCGACAUCUGCGAAGCGAUCGGAUCCAUUGCAUUUGAAUCUUGUCAAGCUCUAUCUUACAGCAAGUACUCAGAAUUUCAAUUUUUACGUUCAAGCUGACACGUUUGCAAUUUGACUGCGAUUUUUAAUGUUAACUGUGCUAAUGAGUCGUGCCACGUUCAAACACAAUUUACAAUAGCGAUACAAAGUUGUCUGCUUAGGUUUUUCACUGGGAUAAAUUCAGGAUACUGUGCCCCCGGGGGAGAUGCCGGGUAACCAAGGUCCACUAGAAGGCUCUGUUUUUCUCCGUUUACAGAGGUCGCCCCCUUCUAGGAUAUUUUGCGAACAGCCCAGUUUGCAACUUGCCUCAUCCCUUGUUUUAGUUUGUACUAGUUUGCCACUACUAUAAAGACUUUGCAUGCAGAAGGGAUAGAGGAUCUUAGCUAGAGUGCUCGUAGUGCAUCGGACAACUUGUUUCGAGUCAAAGUGUCCACCUCUUUGCAUUUUAGGAAGCGCUACAUGACUUUGCAUGAGCACACCCAAAACGGAUAGUUAUGGUUUUCUUUUGUCAAAGAGCAGCAGCUGGCAUCCCGCUGUACCCGAACCCCAGCUGUGGCCUUUUGUAUAUUUUGUCAUGACUUCCCGCCCCCGCCUAAACCCGUACCCUCCCCCCCCUUUUCCCUACCCCCUUGCUUUGUGAUUCAAACAUCAUGCAUGUUUCACAUUGAAUUUGAAUCACGAAUAGAUUGGGCCGUCAGAUCAAGCCUUAUCCCCCAUGUUCGAUGCGUUCUGCCUGCUCGAAAGCACAACGGCUUGCAUGUUCGGCAUUCAGCGUCAGUACGACAGUGGCGCAGGUUUGACCACAUUGCGACGCCGUAGCGAACGGCUGGCCGCAGGAUGUUUUUUCGGUAUUAGAGUGCUGGAUCUGAUGUAUAGCGCUAGCCCUUUCAUCCCUCCCGUCCUUUGGAAGUACCCUACGGACCUUGCCCAGUCUAUUCAGCCUUGCCAGGUGUUGUGUCCGUGUCUGGCCCCUGCCCAUGGAGUAGCCCUCCGGCACCCUCCCCACCCUCGUUCCCUGUCUUGCAUACUGCCUUCCAGAAUAUGCGCUGUGCAUCUCCUGCAACUUCUUAGAGAGUGGCGGCUCUUGAUUUUCCGGAAUCUCUCGUCG
Messenger RNA from Amoebophrya sp. A120, 1858 nucleotides. The record is from the annotation of a GenBank genome assembly. NCBI's taxonomy places the organism in Eukaryota, Dinophyceae, Syndiniales, Amoebophryaceae.